This is a messenger RNA of Cladophialophora carrionii CBS 160.54, 834 nucleotides long. RefSeq lists its product as uncharacterized. The record is from RefSeq and is a predicted model, not a curated record. Gene Ontology annotation, biological process: rRNA processing. The transcript has a single exon. The coding region runs from base 1 to 834 and encodes 277 amino acids. Gene Ontology annotation, cellular component: small-subunit processome; nucleolus. Lineage: Eukaryota; Fungi; Ascomycota; Eurotiomycetes; Chaetothyriales; Herpotrichiellaceae.
AUGUCCUCCCUCCGCAACGCCGUCUCGCGGCGGCCGCACAAGGAGCGCGACCAGCCCGCUGCCCGCCAGAAAUGGGGCAUCCUGGAAAAACACAAGGACUACUCGCUCCGCGCGCAGGACUAUAACCUCAAAAAGAAGAAACUCGCGCAACUGUCGCAAAAGGCGCGGGAGAGAAACCCCGACGAAUUCGCGUUCGGUAUGAUCAGGGACGGGCAUGCCGGGCUGGGGAAGCAUAAAUCCAAGCACGGCGACGAAGACGCCAAGGGAAUCGUGCCUGGCAGGCCACUCAGUCACGAUGCGGUGAAGCUGCUCAAGACGCAGGACGCGGGGUAUCUGAGGACCGUGGCGGCCAAGGGGCGGAGAGAGAUUGAGAGGUUACAAGAGGAGGUCGGCAUGGAUGCUGUCUCUCUGGGAAAGGGACGGCUGGGGAAGAAGACAUUGUUCGAGGACGAGGAGACCAAGGGAGCACCCAGAGGGCUCAAGCGCGGGUUGGAUGGCCAAGUAAAGCAGGAUUCACGCGUCGGUGACGAGCAAAGUCCGCAUGUCGAGGAAUCCGAGUUCGCUACAUCGGUCGAUGACCAAGCGCCGAAACCAAAGUCUAAGAAAGCGCUGCAAGCAGAGAAAGACGCCCUUACUCGCCUGAAGGCCGAGCGAAAGAGGAGGAAGCGUCUACAAGAGAUGCGGGUGGCGAAACUUGAGGCUUUGAAGAAGAGACAGCGGGAAAUCCUCGUGGCGGCGGCUCAGUUGGAACUACAGCGCGCAAAGAUGGCGAGGACGGUAGGCGGUGUCAACAAGGAUGGAGUUAGGUUCAAGAUCAGGGAGAGGAAGAAAUGA